AGCAGCAGCUGAAGAAAGCAGAAGCAUAAAAGCAAAAGUCCAACUAUUCUUUUUUGUUUGUUUGCAACACUGAAGUAAUGUCAACAGCAGCAACAACAACAACUACAAUUACAACAACCAACAACAGCAACGUGUGCGAAUUACAAGCCGAGCUCGUAUGCCCUCUCUCUCGCUCUCUCUCUCUCUCGCUCUUACAAUUGUAUUUGUAACAACAAAAAUAAUUAUUGACACUUGUGUUUCGAAUUUAAAUCUAUUGCCAUCAUUUAUGCGUAAAGUUGUGCGUGUCUCUCUCUCUCUCUGUGUGUGUUAUUUUUUUUUUUUUUUGUUUUUGUUGUUGUUUUGAAAAACAAGAAAGAACCCGCGUGAGCCGCGGCUUACAAAUCAGAGCGUAAGAGCCAGCCAGAAGAGAGUGAGCGGAAGAGCGAACGAAGAGCGCAAAAGGAUCCCAGCGAAUGAAGAAGAUGAGCUGCUGCAAAAUGCAACGACAACAACAGCAGCAGCAGCAGCAACAACAAAGAGCAGCAGCAACUCGUAACUAAAGUGACAUGAGGCCUUAACAACAAUUUAAAAAAACAACAACAGCAACAAGAAGCAGCAGACGCAACUGUGGAGCACUAAAAACCCAAAUUGCAAACAAUUAAAAGGGACAACAGCAACAACAGCCAGAACGAAGGAUACGAAGGCAGCUGGCGCUCGAGCCCCGGCAACAAAAGGGCAACAUACGAGACACGCCCACGCACGCAGCAUCAUCAACAACAACAACAACAACAACAACAACAACAACAACAACAACAACAACAACAAGAACAACAACAAUAACAAGCAAACAAUGCCAGCUACAUUUAUGGCCAACUAAAAACUGAACAGCGGCCGCAGUCCGCAGGCCCGGCCCAAGACAAAACAGCUGCCCUUCAGCCCCGCCCCGCCCCCCCCAACCAGUGCCGCCUCUGCCCAUCCGCUGCAGCUACGACUUUUGGGGCACAACAACAGCCUAAAGUGGCUUUUAUCAAAAAAAAAAAAAAAAAAACAUACAAAAUACCGCAUUGUUUUGCUUAUUGUCAUUCAAUCCCCUCUGCCUGGCCCCACCUGCCACUGGCAGAAGUGUGAAAAUUGUUGUUGCUGUUGUUGUCCGCGUGCCAUCCAACGCCUUUGGGCACUCAAUUAAGCCCAAUUCCAGACAGACACACACUCGCACACACACACACUCGCACACACACUCGCACACUGGUGCGGUGGUGGACACCAGCGGUGUCUGUUGGUGUCUGCUGGCAGUGUCGGCUGCGUCUGCGUGGGCACCUCACCGCGCACCGCUGGUCUUGUGGCCCGGCCAUUGAGUUGAUGUGACAAUGAAACUGAGCGUCAGCGCGUAUCGGGCGCAUGCAUCCGCACACAAGAAGAUCCUCUCCAGCGGCUAUCACUCGCAGCUCAAUUACGGCAGCACUGGCGCCGCCGCCGCAUCCUCCUCCUCAUCGUCGGCAGCAGCGGCGGCCACUGCAACGGGCCUAUAUACGAUGGAAACGCACGAGCAUGGCGGCAAGUUUCCAAAGGAUAUGGCCAGGCUCGACUGCAACAGCGACACGGACGUCAUCAGCCCAACGGGCACCAGCAGCUCCGGCGGAGGAGGCGGCGCCAGCAAUGCCCCAACGGAUGGCGGCCAUCACAAGCGUCACCACAAAAGCGGCAGCGCCUCGGCAGCGGCUGCGGCAGCGGCAGCAGCUGCCGCAUUGGCCAACGAUGAUGACAAUAACAGUGCGGCGCAUUCUUCGGACAGCAAGAGUCCCAGUCAGCGGAAAUCGCGUAUCGGAGAUGGAGCUUCAGAUCCAGAUUCCGAUUGGACACGCUCGAACCAACGCUGGAUGAAACUGCGCACCACCGUACAAAUCUCAUCGGCCAUACAGAAGAAACCACCGCUCAAGCGCGAAGACUCUUUCCUGAAGCGUUUCUCAACUAGACAGAUACCCGAAACACAGGAAACUGUUGAAGAUACGGGUUCAGAAAGUGCCUCUGGUGACGUCGACAAAACGGUUAAGCGUAGACGACGUUAUCUGCAGAAACGACGCUCCGUUGUUAAUCCAGAUGAAAAUUUUUACUUCUAUUGGUUAAUGAUGUUAACUAUAUGUGUUCUCUAUAAUCUAUGGACCCUAAUUGUGAGGCAGAGCUUUCCUGAACUGCAGCAAUCUGUGCCUACCUUUUGGCUCAUCUGCGAUUCAAUGACAGAUGUUGUAUUUAUCUUAGAUAUAAUAGUUCAAUUACGCACAGGCUAUCUGGAGCAGGGCCUAAUGGUAUACGAUGACAGGAAACUGGCCUGUCACUAUGUGCACUCGCGUGAGUUCAUCUUUGAUAUGAUAGCGCUGAUACCAUUGGAUCUGCUCCAGUUGAAGAUGGGCACACAUCCGCUUUUGCGUUUUACGCGCUUUUUUAAAGUAUAUCGAUCUGUGAGAUUUUAUUACAUCGUAGAGAGUAGAACAGUUUGGCCAAAUUUAUGGCGCGUUGUUAAUCUAAUUCAUAUCCUGUUAAUAUUGGCCCAUUGGUUCGGUUGUUUCUAUUUUUUGCUCUCCGAAGCGGAGGGCUUUCAGGGUGAUUGGGUCUAUCCCUAUAGACCGGGUGACUAUGCGACGCUGACGCGCAAAUAUCUGGGCAGCCUUUAUUGGUCCACCCUGACGCUGACCACAAUUGGGGAUCUGCCGACGCCAGAGACGAAUGCAGAACCGAACUUUUCGGUGGACGGCCCCCGAUCAAUACCAAGGCGUGGCAUCAAAUCACGACUGCUACAGUUUGGCUCUAGCUAUGGAUAUAUUUUUACGAUCGUUAGCUAUUUGAUUGGGGUUUUUAUCUUUGCGACUAUUGUGGGCCAAGUGGGAAAUGUGAUAACAAAUCGAAAUGCCAAUCGCUUGGAAUUCGAGCGUCUACUCGACGGGGCCAAGACCUACAUGAGGCAUCACAAGGUGCCCGGCGGCAUGAAGCGGCGAGUGCUGCGCUGGUAUGACUAUAGCUGGUCACGGGGUCGGAUACAGGGCGGCGGGGAUAUUAAUACUGCGUUGGGCCUGUUGCCCGAUAAAUUGAAAACCGAAUUGGCCUUACAUGUUAACCUAAGCGUACUGAAGAAGGUGACCAUAUUCCAAGAGUGCCAGCCCGAGUUUCUGCACGAUCUGGUGCUGAAAAUGAAGGCAUAUAUCUUCACGCCGGGCGAUUCCAUCUGUCGCAAGGGCGAGGUGGCCCGUGAAAUGUUCAUCAUAGCCGAUGGCAUUCUCGAGGUGCUCAGCGAGACGGGCAAGGUGCUGACCACCAUGAAGGCGGGUGAUUUUUUCGGCGAGAUCGGUAUACUCAAUCUGGAUGGCCUGAACAAACGCACCGCAGAUGUGCGCUCCGUGGGCUACUCAGAGCUGUUCUCGCUGUCACGCGAGGACGUACUGGCCGCCAUGAAAGACUAUCCGGACGCACAGGAAAUUCUGCAGACUCUCGGACGAAAACGCCUCAUGGAGGUGCGCUGCGUGAACAAGAAAUAUGCCAAGGCGCAAAGUGACAAGGAGGCUGCAGCCUAUGCCGCCGCCCAUCCGCAUCAUCCACAUGCUCAUCCGCACCAUCAUCAGGUGCAUCAGAGCGACAGCAGCGAGAACAGUGCCUCCAAGAAAAUAGUGGACAAGCUGAAGCACGAUGUAAAGGGCUUUCGCAAUGUGCUUAAAAAGUCCAGAACCUCACGCAAAAGCGAUGAAUCACUGGAAAUGCAACCGCUGCACAAUACCUCGCCGCGUGGCAGCAAGAUUAUGCUGAAGCGCAUGUCACGCGUGCGCUCCGACGACAAGGAUGCGGAUAGCGCCGAGGCGAAGGAUGAGCUGCAUGACAAAACGCCCAGCCCCAUUGGGGCCGGCCUGCCGCUGCUGCAGCGCCUGCGGCUGCUCAAGGAGAAGCAGGAUCGCGAAGAGCGAGCUGUUAAGUCCACACCACCACAGAAAUCUCCACCUCACUCACAUGUAACGUGUACGUUAUCGCCGCAGGAAUCGAUACAGGAAGAGCCCGAACGCGAGUUUAACGAAGGCUUUCCCCUGAUCCAGAGAUUGCAGCAGUUGAAAAUUAAAAACGAGCCACAAACGAACGCCAUCAGCGAGUCCGUCGGCGUCGUCAUGGCACACACGCCGCCCAACAUCAGCAGCAAGGUGGACUUUGGAGCAGCAGCAGCCGGUGCGACAGCUGCUGCGACAGGUGUUGCGACAGGUGGUGCAGGCACAGCUCAAACGCUGACCGUUGCCCAAAUCAAGCCCAUCAUGAAGGUCUCAUUCAAGCAGAAGAUACAACAGCUGCAGGGUGCGGUGCCGACCGUGGCAAGCGGCAGCAGCACCGCCAGCACCACCAGCACCACCGGCGCCAUUGCCAAAAAGGAGCCACCCAAAUCGCUGGCUGUGGUGGCAAAGCAUGCCAGCUCAGGGCUGCCACCGUUGGAGCCGGCGGCCGGUGCAGUGGCUGUUGGCCAGCCGACAGGUGCCGCCAUGUCGAGGAAAGUGAUAAAACCGUCCCAGAUGCUGAUCACACCGCUGCAGUCCGAUACGGAUACGGAUGGCACGCCCAUCAAGCCCUGGUCCAAGCUGAAGCUGGCCACACUGAUGUCGGCCAGCUACACGAGCCUGAACAACUGCUCGCCAGACGAUCUGGCAACGCCGCUAAAGAACUAUUCGCUAAGCAAUAUACCGCAGCAUAUGGAGGGCACGGCAAACGCUCGACCGCGUCAUCACAGUGCGCGCAGCUCACGCUCGCCGCGUCACGCACACGGUCACGCACAUGGUCACGGUCAGGGUCACGGUCAGGGUCAUGGGCAUGGCCAUGGUUCCAGCUCGAGCACGUGCUCGUCGAGUGCCCGAAGCACAUUGAGCAGCACACGCGAAUGCCUUCGACUGCAGAAACCGGAACAAAAGCUGCCCGAGGCUGAGGCAACCGGCCGGAAGCUCUAUCAAAGCGUUUUCGAUCUAUCGCCGGAAUAUUGUGGACUGCCGUUUGUGAAACGGCUGAAGAUACUGAAUGAGCGCCAGAAGCUAGCGGAACUGGAGAAAGCGCUGCAGACGCGCAGCUUCAGCCUGGACUGCUCCAAGUCGAGCAGCAAUAACAACGAAGUGCCCAUUACGGAGUCAUUAUAUCGCUGCUAUAGCGACACCUCCGGCAUCUACACACAGUUUCUGAGCGCCUACGAGUCCACUACCAGCUCCACAUCCAUUUCGACCAAUACAUCCGCAUCGGAUAGCAAUUCCAAGCCGCACGCCCAGGCGCAUGCGCACCAGCUGGAGUACAUGCCGCUCAGCCCGGAAUCGAACGAGACCGUCGAACGGCGCAAACUGAAGAGCAUACUGAAAAAACUGCAGAAGGGUGGUGCAGCAGCAGGUCUAGCUGAUCAAGCUGUUGGUGGUGGUGCCGCAGCCGAUGGUGAUGCCCAAGACGAGGCGAAUGCCAAGGCCAGUAGUGCACUAUCGAGGGGGCUGCUCAUGGAGCCGACCUUGGAAGGGUACGUGGCCAGGCACAGUAAGCUCUUGAAGAGUGUAACCUUCCAUUCAACUCUUUCCAGCCCGCCACCCAGUGCCAAAGAGGAGCUGCACCUCGCUGCCCUCGGUGGUGCUGUUGCCUGUCAAAAUAAUUCGCAAUACGCAAACGCGAACGCGCUCGCGCUCGGUACGGUCACGGUUACGGGUAACGGUACAGAUAAUAAUAUGGCAACGCCAACAACGGUACGGCCAGCGGGCAUAAUGCUGCCAGAUCCGUCUGUCUGGUCGCCGACGUUGGCAUUGGUAACGCCAACGAAUUCGCCGCAAGAAUGUUUCGCAUUUGAGCCACAGCUGGGCGGCGGCGUUAUCGCUGGCGUUGGCAACGGCUCAGCGUCAAUCGCAUCCGCAUCCGCAUCGACAUCCGCAUCCGCAACCGCCUCAUAUGUGGUCGAGUGCUCCGCGUCAAACCAGAUACUCUCACAGAAUACCGAAUUUCAUGCACAAUCCACAGAUUUGAAUUUGAAUUUGCAGCUCCGGCAGAACACGAUGAAUGCCACCAGUCAGGCGGGUCAGGUCCCAAAAUUGGAAGGCUUUCCAGAGGCGCAGGACUACUUCAAUCAGAUAGUCAGCGGCAUCAAUCACGUGAUAAAGACGCACAUGAACGAAAUGCACUCAAAGUUCGAGUCGCAAUUCUCGAACAUGGCCGGCGAGGUGAGACGCCGAGACGCUAUCAUUGCCCAGCUGCAGCUAAAGCUGCGCUCCAUCGAACAGAAAUCAACGAUGGCAACACCGACGCGUCGAAUUAAACGGGAGAAGCUGCCACAGCUCUCCGUGGACGAUGACGAGCCGGCUGAGCAGGAUAAUAGCAGUUCUGGCUCCUCGGCCGAGCUGCUCUUCAUGCGCGGCGACUCGCUGGACACUGUGUUCACCUCGUCCCCGCCCAUCCAGGGCGGUCGGCGCAGCAUAUCGCCUGGACCCAGCCGGCAUCAUGCGGCCUCCGCCAAUGCGCUCAACUGUCCGAGCAGCUACUACAGCGGGCCGGGCACAUUGACGACGCGGCACGCCCAAAGCCAGCCCAGCUUUUAUACGCCGCACGGCAAUGGGCGGCACAGCAGCCGGGCAGGAGUUCUGCCUGGCUAUCGCGAUUGGCUUGAGCAUGGAACUGCCAGUGGCAGCAGCAUGGCAGGAGGCGCUGCCGACAGCAGGAGUAGCGGUGGCUCUGGCAUGGGCGUGGCCAGCAGCAGCAGCGGCAGCGGCAUGAUGGUCUCCGAUGUGACGGGCAAUUUGACGCGUCUGUCGGACAGCGUCAUUUUGGAUAUUGGGGAGAGCUCCAGCUCGAGUUCGUCGUCGAGCAAGCUAAACAUUGCCGGCGACAUCGACGACGAUGACGACGACGAGGCGGAGGCGGAGGAUGAACUGAGCGGCGCGGCGCUGGUCACGGCGGCCACCAGCAGCGGCGCUGCCAGCGCCGGCCACAACGACUGGGAGGUGCAAAUGCUAGCGGCCGAAAUGGAGCGGCAGGAGCGCAAGCGUGGCCUUUCGCUCUCCGACAAUUUGGGCGAGCUGCGGCAGUGCAGCACAUUUCUGCGCAGGCGUCGCAAGUUCAGCGACACCGAAACGGAGCACAGCGAAACGGAUCCGGAUGAGCGUCUGGCCAGCACUGGCGGUGCGGCUGGCGCCGAUGUCGAUGCCACAUUGGGCCACGUGGCCAGUGGCAACGGCAGCAGCGGGAGCGGCAGCGGCAGCGGCAGUAAUCGACCGCGUGCCUCGAGCCUGGAUCAGUUUAACCUGCGCUAUGGCAUUGGACGUGGCAUCUUUAAAGCAAUGAGCAUCGAUCGUGAUAAAGACAAGCUCUGAGAACUAUAAUCGCAGCAACCACCCACAGCAAUAACAAGAACAAACCUGGACACAAACAAUAAGCUAAGCAAUACGAGCAGUAUUACAAAAGGAACAACACACAACACACACACACGCACACACACACACACACCGAUAUACAAGACAGCAUAUAAAGAGGUAUGCUAUAUAUAUUCUAUAUAUAUGUUUAGCCCUUAACCAAUUCUCCAGAGCAAGAAAACCACAAAAAAAAACCCAAAAAAAGAAAAAAAAAAAA
This is a messenger RNA of Drosophila virilis, 7578 nucleotides long. RefSeq names its product Cyclic nucleotide-gated ion channel-like (gene Cngl). Gene Ontology annotation, biological process: transmembrane transport; monoatomic ion transport. Gene Ontology annotation, cellular component: membrane. Gene Ontology annotation, molecular function: protein-containing complex binding; monoatomic ion channel activity. The record is from RefSeq and is a predicted model, not a curated record. NCBI's taxonomy places the organism in Eukaryota, Metazoa, Arthropoda, Insecta, Diptera, Drosophilidae.